AUGGGCCUAGCUAGCUCUCGACAUCGGAGAGCGUCAGAUGGAGGCAGUGCCUCGAGUAGAAAGUUGAAAGAAAGACCCUCAACUGAUGUCACAAAUGUGGACAGGGAUUUCAGCAAAUCACAAUCGAUGCCAAUGUUGGAUCGAGAACGGAAAGGCACGAUAACGCCAGCAAAUGGUAUUACGAAGCCUGGCAAAGUCGGCGGAACAAGCGUAAGGAGAUCGGAAUCUGCAAUCAAAAGGAACGACUCAUUAGCUCCUAAAACAAGACCGCCAUUAAGACGGCAAUCAACUAGCAACAAAAUGCAAAGUAACGGCUAUCCACGACAAAAGUCAAUACGACGAGACAUUUCACAUCCAAUCGCGGCUUCGGGACGUGAAAUCAUUGUACAAUGUUUCGACAAUCCACACUCCGAAUUUGGAAAUAAGUCAACUUCA
This is a messenger RNA of Mesorhabditis belari, 435 nucleotides long. The record is from the annotation of a GenBank genome assembly. NCBI's taxonomy places the organism in Eukaryota, Metazoa, Nematoda, Chromadorea, Rhabditida, Rhabditidae.